Molecule: messenger RNA, 972 nt
Organism: Rhodofomes roseus
Lineage: Eukaryota; Fungi; Basidiomycota; Agaricomycetes; Polyporales; Fomitopsidaceae
Product: DnaJ-domain-containing protein
Exons: 5
Coding region: 101-772 (223 amino acids)
Source: RefSeq, a predicted model, not a curated record
GGCUCGUUGCUCUCAACCUCCCACCCUUCACGCCGCGCUACCCUCCUUCACACGCCCGUUCGCCCCAUCCUGGAUACAUCUCGCAACACUAUCAGGCCAGAUGGCCACAGGUCGCUCGUUGUAUGAUACGCUGGGGAUCACCCAAUCCGCCUCCGCCGAUGCUGUUCGCAAGGCGUAUAAAUUGAAAGCAUUGCAGACACACCCAGACAAACUGCCAUUAGGCACGCCCGAAGCCGAGAUCGAAGCUGCAAAGGCACGCUUCAGAGAGGUCCACACAGCGUUCGAGGUCCUCAGUGAUCCGGCGAAGCGCCGCGCCUACGACAAUGGACUCGAAUACUUCCGCAGACACGUCAACGUCAACAUGGGCGAGAUGCAGACCAAGCUCGCGCAGGCGAAGCUUGCGAAGGAGCGCGCCGAGUGGGCGCGGCAGGCAGAGCUGCGCCAUCAGGAGCGGAUGCGUGCCCUGCGCGAGGAGGUCCUCGCGAGUCAGAGGCGCUACCAGGAGACGAUGGCCAAGGCCGAGUUGAGGUACCAGGAACGCGUGCGCGCGCUGGAGGAGGAGCUCACUGCGAAGAGGGAGGCCGAGCGGAGGGAGGAGGCGAGCAUGCGCACCGAGUCAUAUGACAUGGCUGAGGAGAUGCUUCGGGACUUGAGAAAGCUGAACCCUGAGUGGGAGAUACGGAGGAAGGAAGUGCUCCGCGUAGGUGGACAUAUAUAUUUCGCAAAUCUCGAGGCUGAAAUAUCCGGAUAUAGCGGCAAGCGGAGAGAAUGAAGAAGACAGAGAGGCCGCCGAUGCGUGCGUCGCAGAGCGAGCCUGUGUACCUUUGACCCAUCCAUCCCGGGUGCUAGAUCUUAUUCUGGUAUUUAUCGGACUUACUGACGCUGAUGUUGUCAACAAUACCCCCUCCCUCGCAAGCGACACCUGUACAUUGCUAUGUCACAAUUCAUUGUAGAUCUGCACCAAAGCUAGGU